UUCGUGGGGUUAUGAGAUCGCUACGUUGUCGGGGCGCAGAAGCACCCUUUUCUAGCUGGUGUCCGGGUGUUUUUGCAAAGAAGAAAGAUAUAAAAGAAUUUGAUUUUCUAUCCACCGAGCGCUUCUGAAACAAAACUGUGGAUAUAACUGUUGCACUUUGAAUACAGACAUGAACUACUGAAACUGCUGAGGGUAAAAAGUCUUUGAACAUCUUGAGGGAAGAGCUCGGUCUCACCCCCAACCCUCUACCCCCCCCCACUAGAAGAACGCUUUGGAAUCAUGAAGCUGGUGUGGCCACUGAUGUUUGUCGUCUCACUGUUGUUGGGGAGCACUGCAGCGUUCCCAGCGACUCCGACGGACCCGCUGCCAGGAACGGGCGCCUUCCAGGUGAAGGAGACGAGCCUCACGCACCUGACAGUGCACCGCAGUACCGGCCAGGUUUUCGUGGGCGCCGUGAACCGCAUCUACAAGCUGUCGGCCAACCUGACGGAGCUGCGCUCGCACCUGACCGGGCCCCUGGAUGACAACGGCAAAUGCUACCCGCCGCCCAGCGUGCGUGCCUGCGCCCACAAGCUGGAGCCCACCGACAACGUCAAUAAGCUCCUGCUGGUCGACUACGCCGGCAACCGGCUGGUGGCGUGCGGCAGCAUCUGGCAGGGUGUGUGUCAGUUCCUCCGGCUGGACGACCUCUUCAAGCUCGGCGAGCCGCACCUGCGCAAGGAGCACUACCUGUCGGGCGCGCGCGAGCCAGACGGCAUGGCCGGCGUUGUGGUGGGCGGCGAUGACGGCGGCAGCCCCGCCCCCGCGGGCGAGCCCAAGAAGCGCAAGAAGGGCGACAGCCGCCUGUUCAUCGGCGCUGCCAUCGACGGAAAGUCGGAGUACUUCCCCACGCUGUCCAGCCGCAAGCUGGUGGAGGACGAGGAGAGCGUCAGCAUGUUCAGCCUCGUGUACCAGGACGAGUUCGUCUCCUCGCAGAUCAAGAUCCCGUCGGACACGCUGUCGCUCUACCCGGCCUUCGACAUCUACUACGUGUACGGCUUCUCCAGCCGCACGUACAUCUACUUCCUGACGCUGCAGCUGGACACACAGCUCACGCAGAUGGAUGCCACUGGCGAGAAGUUCUUCACCUCCAAGAUCGUGCGCAUGUGCGCCAACGACACGGAGUUCUACUCCUAUGUGGAGUUCCCGCUGGGUUGCACCAAGGACGGCGUGGAGUACCGCCUGGUCCAGGCCGCCUACAAGCAGCGGCCGGGCAGGCUGCUGGCGCAGGCGCUCGGCCUGGCUGAGGACGAGGACGUACUCUUCGCCGUAUUCUCCCAGGGUCAGAAAAACCGAGCCAACCCGCCCCGCGAGACCGUGCUGUGCCUCUUCACCCUGCAACAGAUCAACCUUGCCAUGCGUGAAAGGAUCAAAUCCUGUUACCGUGGCGAGGGGAAGCUGUCGCUGCCAUGGUUACUCAACAAGGAGCUGCCCUGCAUCAACACGCCCAAACAGAUCGGCGAGGAUUUCUGCGGCCUGGUGCUGAACCAGCCACUGGGUGGUCUGCAGGUCAUCGAGGGCACGCCGCUCUACGACGAGCGCGCAGACGGCAUGGCAGCCGUCGCCGCCUACACGUACGGCGAUCACUCUGUGGUGUUCGUGGGGACGCGCACGGGCCACCUCAAAAAGAUCCGAGUGGAUGGCAUUCCUCCACCUUCCCAGAAUGCCCUGCUGUAUGAGAAUGUCACGGUCGUGGAGGGGAACCCAAUUCUGCGCGACAUGGUUUUCAGUCCCGAUUACCAGUACAUCUACCUGCUGAGUGACAAACAGGUAAGCCGUCUGCCGGUGGAGAGCUGUUCUCAGUACAGAACCUGCAGGACCUGCCUGGGCUCCGGGGACCCACACUGUGGCUGGUGUGUCCUCCACAACAAGUGUUCCAGGAAGGAAGCUUGUCAGAAAUGGGAGGAGCCUCAGCACUUCAGCACGGAGCUCAAGCAGUGCAUUGACAUCACCGUCACCCCUGGCAACGUGUCGGUGACCGCUGCCUCUACUCAGUUGAGUGUGAAGGUGGCGAACGUGCCAGCCCUCUCUGCGGGCGUGACGUGUGUGUUCGAGGAGCUGAGUGAGAGUCUUGGUGAGGUACUGCCCAAAGGGCAGAUUCUGUGCAUGUCCCCUUCCCUGCGUGACCUGCCCACCCUCACACACAGCUACGGUGACAAACGAGUGGUCAAGCUGGCGCUGAAGUCCAAAGAGACGGGGCUGAAGUUCAUCACCACCGAUUUCGUCUUCUACAACUGCAGCGUCCUGCAAUCGUGUUCGUCAUGUGUAAGCAGCCCCUUCCCCUGUAACUGGUGUAAAUAUCGCCACAUCUGCACCAACAACGUGGCCGAGUGCUCCUUCCAGGAGGGUCGGGUGAGCAGCGCAGAGGGCUGCCCUCAGAUCCUGCACAGUGGCGACAUCCUGGUUCCAGCAGGCCUCGUUCGGCCAAUCACCCUGCGGGCUCGGAACCUGCCUCAGCCCCAGUCAGGUCAGAAGAACUAUGAGUGCGUGUUCAACAUCCAGGGCAAAGUUCAGCGCAUCCCAGCAGUCCGUUUCAACAGCUCCUGCAUCCAGUGCCAGAACACAUCGUACUGGUAUGAGGGGAACGAAAUGGGGGACCUCCCCGUGGACUUCUCCAUCGUCUGGGACAGCGACUUCCCCAUCGACAAACCCGCAUCCAUGAGAGCUCUCCUGUAUAAGUGUGAAGCUCAGAGGGACAGCUGUGGCCUGUGUCUGAAGGCAGACAGCAUGUUCGAGUGUGGCUGGUGUCUGUCUGAUAAGAGGUGUCUCCUGAAGCCACACUGCCCUUCACCUGAACUCAACUGGAUGCACCAGGCCCGCCGGAACGUGCGCUGCAGUCAUCCACGCAUUACUAAGAUCCAGCCUGUGACAGGUCCUAAAGAGGGGGGCACACGUGUGACGAUCGAGGGUGAGAACCUGGGGCUGCAGGUGAGGGAGAUCACUCACGUGCGAGUGGCGGGCGUGCGCUGCAACCCCGUGGGACAGGAGUAUGUCAGCGCCGAGAGGAUUGUGUGCGACAUGGAAGAGUCUCUCAUGGCGAGUCCCCCUAGCGGUUCCGUCGAGCUGUGUAUCGGCGACUGCGGUGCAGACUUCCGUGCUCAGUCCUCGCAGAUCUACACCUUCGUGGCUCCCAGCAUCGGUCAGGUGUGGCCUGAGAAAGGACCUGUGUCGGGAGGAACUCGCCUGACCGUCACCGGCCGGCACCUGGACGCUGGCAGCUCCGUCACGGUGUUCCUGGCCCAGGAGGAGUGCCGCUUCAUUAAGAGGACGUUGCGGGAGAUCGUGUGUGUGACUCCAGCCUCCAUUACGGGUGCGGGGGCCUCGUCCAUCAAGCUGUUCAUAGACAAGGCGGAGAUCAGUAGCGACCUGCGCUAUGUCUACACGGAGGACCCCACGAUCAACAGCAUGGAGCCUGGCUGGACCAUUAUCAAUGGCAGCACGUCUCUGACCGUCACAGGAACUCACCUGCUCACCAUCCAGGAGCCCAAAGUCAGGGCCAAAUAUAACGGCGUGGAGACCACUAACGUGUGUACAGUAGUGAACGACUCCACGAUGACCUGCUUAGCCCCACCCAUUCUCUACACGAAGCGGCAAGCUCCCGAAACUGGCCUCCAUCCAGAUGAGUUCGGCUUCAUCCUGGACAACGUCAGCUCCCUCCUCAUCCUCAACGGCACGCCCUUCACCUAUUAUCCCAACCCCACGUUUGACCCGCUUGGCAAUGCUGGGAUACUUGAGGUCAAGCCUGGGUCACCCAUCAUCCUGAAGGGCAAAAACCUCAUCCCUCCCGCCCCUGGCAACGCCCGCCUAAAUUACUCCGUGAUGAUUGGAGAAACGCCUUGUCUGUUAACUGUCUCAGAGUCUCAGCUGCUGUGCGAUUCACCGGACCUGACGGGAGAGCAGCGAGUCAUGAUUUUGGUCGGAGGCUUGGAGUACUCGCCAGGCAUGCUCCACAUCUACUCGGACAGCACCCUGACCCUGCCCGCCAUCAUUGGCAUCGGGGCGGGAGGCGGCGUCCUCCUGGUUGCCAUCAUUGCCGUGCUCAUCGCCUACAAGAGGAAGACGAGGGACGCGGACCGCACGCUCAAGCGCCUGCAGCUGCAGAUGGACAACCUGGAGUCCAGGGUGGCGCUUGAAUGUAAGGAAGCCUUCGCCGAACUGCAGACGGACAUCCAGGAGCUGACCAACGACAUGGACGGUGUGAAGAUCCCCUUCCUGGAAUACCGCACCUACACCAUGAGGGUUAUGUUCCCCGGCAUCGAGGAACACCCCGUCCUCAAGGAGCUAGAUUCUCCAGCUAACGUAGAGAAGGCCUUGCGUCUCUUCAGCCAGCUUUUGCACAACAAGAUGUUCCUUCUGACGUUCAUCCACACGCUGGAGGCGCAGAGGUCAUUUUCCAUGCGCGACCGCGGCAACGUGGCCUCCCUCCUAAUGGCGGCGCUGCAGGGCAGGAUGGAGUAUGCCACCGUGGUGCUCAAACAGCUCCUGGCCGACCUCAUUGAGAAGAACCUGGAGAACCGCAAUCACCCCAAACUGCUGCUCCGCCGGACCGAGUCGGUGGCAGAGAAGAUGCUCACCAACUGGUUCACCUUUCUCCUCCAUCGCUUCCUCAAGGAGUGUGCUGGUGAGCCCCUCUUCAUGCUCUACUGUGCUAUAAAGCAGCAGAUGGAGAAAGGCCCCAUAGACACCAUCACUGGAGAGGCACGCUACUCCCUCAGCGAGGACAAGCUCAUCCGCCAGCAGAUCGACUACAAGCAGCUGACUCUGAUGUGCAUACCACCGGAGGGGGAGGCAGGGACCGAGGUCCCGGUGAAGGUCCUGAACUGUGACACGGUGACGCAGGGGAAAGAUAAGCUCCUGGAUGCGGUGUAUAAAGGCAUCCCCUACUCCCAGAGACCGCAGGCUGACGACAUGGACCUGGAAUGGCGACAGGGUCGACUGACCAGGGUCAUCCUCCAGGACGAGGACGUCACCACGAAGAUCGAAAGCGACUGGAAGAGGCUGAACACGCUGGCACACUACCAGGUGACAGACGGCUCCGUGGUGGCUCUGGUUCAGAAGCAGGUGUCUGCGUAUAACAUCGCCAACUCCUUCACGUUCACGCGCUCUCUCAGCAGAUACGAAAGUUUGCUGCGCACCUCCAGUAGUCCAGACAGCCUGCGUUCUCGAGCGCCCAUGAUCACCCCUGACCAGGAGACGGGCACCAAGCUCUGGCACCUGGUGAAAAACCACGAGCACGCCGACCAGCGCGAGGGCGACCGCGGCAGCAAGAUGGUGUCUGAGAUUUACCUCACCCGUCUCCUGGCAACAAAGGGUACUCUUCAGAAGUUUGUGGACGACCUGUUUGAGACGGUGUUCAGCACGGCUCAUCGCGGUAGUGCCCUCCCUCUCGCCAUCAAGUACAUGUUUGACUUCCUGGACGAGCAGGCGGACAAGAGGCAGAUCAGCGACCCCGACGUGCGCCACACGUGGAAGAGUAACUGUCUGCCCUUGAGGUUCUGGGUGAACGUGAUCAAGAACCCCCAGUUCGUGUUCGACAUCCAUAAGAGCAGCAUCACGGACGCCUGCCUCUCCGUGGUGGCCCAGACCUUCAUGGACUCGUGCUCCACCUCGGAGCACCGCCUGGGCAAGGACUCGCCCUCCAACAAGCUGCUGUACGCUAAAGACAUCCCCAACUACAAGAACUGGGUGGAGAGGUACUACAGAGACAUCAGCAAAAUGCCCAGUAUCAGCGAUCAAGACAUGGAUGCCUAUCUGGUGGAGCAGUCUCGUCUCCAUGGUAGCGAGUUCAACACACUGAGCGCGCUCAACGAGCUCUAUUUUUACAUCAACAAGUACAAAGAGGAGAUCUUGACGGCUCUGGACAGAGACGGGUACUGCCGUAAACACAAAUUGAGACACAAACUGGAACAAGCCAUUAACCUGAUGUCAGGCAGCAGCUGAUGGUCCAGGAGGAGAAGAGA
Molecule: messenger RNA, 5999 nt
Organism: Electrophorus electricus (electric eel)
Lineage: Eukaryota; Metazoa; Chordata; Actinopteri; Gymnotiformes; Gymnotidae
Gene: plxna3
Product: plexin A3
Biological process (GO): semaphorin-plexin signaling pathway; regulation of cell migration
Cellular component (GO): plasma membrane; semaphorin receptor complex
Molecular function (GO): semaphorin receptor activity; protein binding
Source: RefSeq, a predicted model, not a curated record